CUCAGUUGAUAAAACGAGAAAUUACCCCUCCAAAAUAUUGGUCACCUCACCUCCCACGAUGUUUUAUUAACAACAUACCACAGUCUGGUAUUGUCCCGCUAACAAUAUUAAAGUUCAUGCAAACCAAAAUUUUACCACCUGGUGGAUUGUUGAAUGAAUUAAUUAAGGGAUCACCCCCGAAAAGACAAAAAACACACACACACACACACACACACAGGAUUUUUACAACAUAAUCAAUCAAUCAAUUUUGUCUGGGAACUAUUUUCCUGGGAAAUUCCGUCAAAAAACUAUACUUGUAAAAGAGAUAGAGAGGGAGGAAGCUGGUUCUUGAUCACCAUUCUUCAUCUUCAACAAGGAAAGAUUCUACCUUUCUUUCCUUCCCGAAAAAAGGGCCCCCCUCUCUUGUUGUCCUUCUCUCUCAUCUGCCAGCCAGCAUUCCAUAAUCCAUCAUAGUUAUUGUCAAUUUCAUUAAUUAAUUAAGUCCUUCCUCCCCAAUGCAAUGCCAAGCCUGCGCUUUUUUUAGAGAAAGGCUCUGCAUUGGUGAUAAAGGAUUUGCUGCCCUAAAUUAUUAGACCACGAUGUUUAAGAAAAACCUCCCGAUUUGGACGCUGGGUUCUUGUUGAUUCAUUGCUUCUUCUGGCCUUCUUCCUUUGGAGGAGAGAGGGCUGAAGGAGGAUUUUUUGUGAUGGCCCAAGAUGAUCAUAAACCCCCUGUUCCAAGGAAGAAGAAGCUUUAUCAAGUCUGGAAGGGCAACAAUAAAUUUCUUUGUGGAGGAAGGUUAAUCUUUGGACCUGAUGCGGCAUCUUUGUUAUUAUCCGUAGUCCUUAUUGCUGGCCCUGCUGUUGCAUUUUGUGCAAAAGUAUAUUUCCUUAUUAGACAUCGAGUAAAAGAAGGCAAAUCCGCCAUGUCCUGGUAUCCGGUGCUGGUUAUGGGAUCUCUUCUUACCAUCUUGGAUUUAAUGUUUCUUUUCGUUACAUCAAGUCGGGAUCCUGGAAUAGUCCCUCGAAACACUUGUCCACCUGAGUCUGAGGAUGCUUAUGAGAUGAAUACUCCUUCAAUGGAGUGGGUAAAUGGCAGAACUCCUCAUUUGAAACUUCCUCGAUCAAAAGAUGUGAUUGUGAAUGGGCAUGCUGUCAGGGUCAAAUACUGCGAUACAUGCCUACUUUAUCGGCCUCCCCGUGCAUCUCACUGCUCCAUCUGCAACAACUGUGUUCAGAGGUUUGAUCAUCACUGUCCUUGGGUUGGUCAAUGUAUAGGACUACGUAAUUAUCGGUUCUUUUACAUGUUUAUAUCGACAUCAACCAUCUUAUGCCUUUAUGUGUUUGGGUUCUCUUGGGUCAUCAUUCUGCAACGUGAAGGCGGUGUGUGGAAGGCUAUAUCUGAAGAUUUUUUAUCCGAUUUCCUUGUUAUAUAUUGCUUCGUAGCUGUGUGGUUUGUGGGAGGCCUAUCAGUUUUUCAUUUAUAUCUGAUCAAGACAAACCAGACUACAUAUGAGAAUUUUCGGUAUAGAUAUGAUGCAAAGGAGAAUCCAUAUAACAUGGGGAUGCUUAGGAACUUUAGAGAAGUUUUCUUCUCCAAAAUCCCGCCAUCAAUGCACGAUUUCCGGGCCUUAAUACAGGAGGACGAUAAUAUGUUGCUAGAGCCCGCAAAUAUGUUUAAUGCAGAAGAUUAUGGUGCAUGCUCGAAAGAGAAAGUUGAUAUUGAAAGUGGAUUUGCAAUUCCCAAUAUCUUACGAAACUUGCAUUAUGAUGAUGACAAUUUUGAGAAUGAUACUGUACGGGACAAGGAAGGGAAUCCUCCUUAUCUGUUCCCCUGUGAGCUAGAAACAGAAGAAGUUUUGAGGAGAUCGUUUGUUAGAGAUGAAAAAUCUGAGUCUGAACUGAAAGACGUUGCUGGGAGCUCCACUAUGACCUAUAAUGAUUUUGACAAGAAGCUACUGUGUGAUGGCUUAUCGGCCUGCAAUGAAGUUAUUGAUAUACAAAAUGCGGAAGAAAAGCUCAAAGACUCUUCGAGGAGAUCAUCUAAUGUAAGAGAUGAGAAAACUGAGUUGCAAACAUUUUCAUUUCUGCUUGAACAAGGAAAAUCCGAGUCUGAACUGCAAGACAUUGCUGGGGGCUCCACUACGACCUAUAAUGAUUUUGACAAUAAGCAACUGUGUGAUGGCUUAUCAGUCUGCAAUGAAAUUAUUGAUAUGCAAAAUGAGGAAGAGAAGCUCAAAGAGUCUUCGAGGAGAUCAUCUAAUGUAAGAGAUGGGAAAAUGGAGUUGCAAACGUUUUCAUUUCUGCUUGAACAAGAAACAAAAGCAUUUCCUGGGAGCUCAAAAACUUAUAAUAAUGUGGAAGAUAAUAGAAGGAAGAGCCUCGAUGUGGCCGACGACCAAAAGGAGAACUUCGAGGCCAAAAUGUCCACGUCCAGUGAACAUGCUUCUUCCUCAUCUGAUACAAGCAUGAAAUAAAGGUGCAUUCUUCACACACACAAUGUCUCUUUCAAGUGCUGGGCUGUAUAUCUUUUUUGUGUUGACAGUUCAUUUUGUGUUUUGAGACACGGUUGAUGAAAAAAGUUCUCUUUUAUCAUUGUUUACAAUGAAAAUCCACGAAGUAGCAUUUUGUCAAGGAAACAAGUCUUUGUUUUUUCCCGACCAAAUCCCUCUUAUCAGUUCAAGGAGGGUAAAAUGCGAAUCUCUUUCUCAAUAUACUGCUCCUUAGACAAACAUUUCCCAAUAUCUAUAGGUUGGAAAGUUGAUGCAGCCUACCAGCUCUCUCUUCCAGCGAAAACUUUUCACUUUUAAAAGUAUUCAGAAAUUCCAUAAUUAGCUUCUGUCCUUCUUUAUCUAUCAUGGCUGUUUUGAAUGUUAAUCUCCUUUAAUUUUCAAACCUUGUUUGGCUAGAUAUAGUCCGUUUAGUCAACCCCAUAUAGAGGGAUGAUAUUUACUUGUGGUAGUCGGCAAAAAUUAAUUUAAUUUUGUGUAUUCUUGCAGCUUUCCUGAUGAAAACUCACUAGGAUUAGGCUGGAUACAUCGUCCUGUAGGCAGACGGGAACAUAACACGGCACCCGCUUGAGAAGAUUAUGGUUUAUUCUAAGCCUGUAGAAAUGAUGGUGAAGGUUUUUGGUGUUAUAUUUGAGGGGACGCAAUACAGUGACACUUAAUUGUUGUUGGCUUAGAGAUCGAUGGAAGCUUUGGUGGUUUAUUUUUUAAAGUUGCUCAAGAUUGUGCUAUAAGGAAGACAGUUUGAGUCUCUGAGUUUAGUAAUUUUAAUGCUGGAAAAGAUAGUGAGGGAGGUUGCAGAUUUCUUAGGACAAUGAUGCAGAGGAAACAGAAGAAGUUUGUUGGUUUUAUUUCAUUUUUUCGCGGGAUGACAUUGUACUCCAGUUCCGAAGUAUGUUCAGAAAUGGUCGAGUCUUCUUGCUUUGUGUAAUCAUAGUUGGGAUUUUUGGUAUAGAUGUGGAUAUGAUGAUGAUGUUCAUUUUUUUCAUUUGGUAAGUUUCAGAUUUCAUCAGAACUUCACCGUUUACACUUUACCUCCUCCUUUCUCAAAGAAAACUAUGAUGGAAAGUCGGCGUAAUAGCAAAGGAGUUGAAAUGCUACUUUUUGUAGCGGCAACUGGUGAUGUUUAAUCCUCUAAGUUGAAAAGCUUUUGUGUUCAGAGGACAAAUAAAUUAUGAUGACUGCAACUUCACUUGAGCAGUGAUGUGUGAGAUGGUUGGCAAAAGUUUGUAAGCCAAUUCCAUACCAUGACAAGUUACUACCAACUAUUUAACAGUGAUCAUAUUUUAAACUGUUAAUUUUGUAUUUAGCAUAUAUUAUCUCCG
Oldenlandia corymbosa var. corymbosa is the source of this 3810-nucleotide messenger RNA. The record is from the annotation of a GenBank genome assembly. Lineage: Eukaryota; Viridiplantae; Streptophyta; Magnoliopsida; Gentianales; Rubiaceae.